UGACGGCUGAAGCUGAACGACUGAAUUAAUCCAUCUUUUUGAAGCAUUGGAGGCAAAAGACAACUGCAGCCAUGAGGCUUUUCUUCGUGCUGCAGAUGCUCUGUUUGGCUGGUUACCAUGCUUCCAGAUCCAGAGACUGGGCUCAUCACGGCGCCCCUAUAUUUGCUGAUCUUACAGUACGUGAGAUGAGAGCUGUCCGAGCCUACCUGCACGGUAUUCCAGAGAUGGAGCUCACCGAUGCUCGAAGCAAAACUCUGAAGAAGAAUAGCAUCCUGCUGAUAGAACUCCACCUGCCAAAGAAACACGAGGCCUUGAAAGCACUAGACUCUGGACACGCCAGACCCCCUCGUCAAGCCCGUGCGGUCAUCCUGUACGGGAACCAGACCAAACCCAACAUCACUGAGUACAUUGUGGGUUCUCUGCCAUCCCCGACAUAUCAUAAAAUCAAAAGUUUUAAGAGUGGGAAACCUAUUCAGUUUGAGUCACGACCAAUCACUUCUGUAGAGUAUGACCAUAUUGACAACAUCCUCAAGAAGAUCUCAACUACAGCUCACAAGGUGCUUUUUGAGGUGACAGACGGGUAUUCCUACACCAACUGUUCUGACCGCUGCCUUACUUUCUCAGACAUUGCUCCCCGUGGGCUGGCUUCAGGCGAGCGGAGGUCAUGGAUUAUGUUGCAGAAGUUUAUAGAGGGUUAUUUCAUUCACCCAAUUGGAUUCGAAGUGCUGAUCAAUCACCAGGAUCUAGACCCAGAAAAGUGGUUUGCUGAGAAAGUCUGGUUUAACAACAUGUACUUUGACAGUGUUGAGGAACUAGUAGCAAAGCAUGAAUCAGGAGAAGUGCAAGUCACUAAACUGCCUAGUCAUCAUGAUGAUGAGCUGUUUUCCACCUACAUACCCCGCGGUCACAGCAACACUCCAACAAAUAUUCAUGGACCAAAGCUUGUUGAGCCUCAGGGCCAUCGCUAUUUAAUAGACCGCAAUUUUGUUGAAUACGCUGGAUGGUCUUUCGCCUACAGAGUACGCUCCUCAGCUGGGCUUCAACUGUUUGACCUUCGUUUUAAUGGCGAAAGGAUAGCCUACGAGAUCAGUCUCCAAGAAGCUAUCGCCUUCUACGCUGGCGAUACUCCCGCUGCCAUGCAAACAAAAUACAUAGACGCAGGCUGGGCUAUGGGCACCUCCACUUAUGAACUGGCGCCUGGCAUUGACUGCCCAGAAAUUGCGACCUUUGUUGACCUCCACCACUACUUCGACACGGACAAACCUGUGCUUCACAAAAAUGCUCUCUGUAUUUUUGAGAUGACCACCGCCAUGCCACUGAGGAGGCAUUUCAACUCCAACUUUCAGGGAGGAUACAACUUCUUUGGAGGGCUGGAGAACACUGUACUGGUGCUGAGAACCACCUCCACAGUUUACAACUAUGACUACAUCUGGGAUUUCCUGUUCUACUUGAAUGGGGUGGUGGAGGUUAAGGUCAGUGCUUCUGGAUAUAUCCACGCCACUUUCUUUACACCUAACGGACUUCACUUUGGGACAAGGGUGAACAACUAUGUACUGGGCAACCUGCACACACACCUCAUUCAUUAUAAAGUGGACCUGGAUAUUGCUGGUCGAGAGAACAGCUUUGAAACAAUGGAGCUAAAAUACGUGAACUUUACAAAUCCAUGGAGUCCGAAGAAUUUCAUCGUUCAAUCUAAGUUGCACAGGACAGAGCACAAGAGGGAGCGAGAAGCUGCUUUCCGCUUCGGCAAGAAACUUCCCCGCUACUUGCACUUUUAUAACCCCAAUGAGAAGAGCAAAUGGGGGCACCAGAAGGGUUAUCGCAUUCAGUUUAACUCACAUGCACUCAGUGUCCUUCCUAGAGGCUGGCAGGAGGAAAAUGGCAUCAGUUGGUCGAGAUAUCCUCUGGCUGUGACGCGCCAUAAAGAUAGUGAAUCCACAAGCAGCAGUAUUUACACUCAGAAUGACCCCUGGGAUCCUGUAGUAUCCUUUGAGGACUACAUCCGCAACAAUGAAGACAUAGUCAACAAGGACCUGGUCGCAUGGGUAACGGUGGGCUUCCUCCACGUGCCUCAUUCAGAAGACAUCCCCAACACGGCAACACCUGGCAAUGCCGUGGGCUUCUUUCUCAGACCCUUCAACUUCUUUAACGAAGACCCCUCCGUGGCGUCCAAAAACACCGUCAUUGUCCGACCCGGCAGCGACGGCAAACCCAAAGUUCAGAGAUGGACCCCUGAGGUCAUAGGUCAUUGUGUGAGCGAGAAGCCGUUCUUCUACAAUGGCACUUAUGCAGGAGUGUAGAAACAUUGUGAUAAUAAAUGCUACGGUUGUCCCAUGCUAAUUGUACAUUCAUGAUUUCAAACCAAUUGAAAUGACUUAAUUUUGACAGAGCUGUCUCAGAUAAAUAGCUAACAAAAGGGAGACAUUCUUAAAGAAAAUGUAUGUCAGCUAUGGAAACUUGUACAGGAAGGGGGAGGCCUCUCAGCUACUGUCAUCUCAAUUUUUAACAGAUUGUUUGUAAGAAUUAACUGAGUUAUUGUCA
Molecule: messenger RNA, 2541 nt
Organism: Austrofundulus limnaeus
Lineage: Eukaryota; Metazoa; Chordata; Actinopteri; Cyprinodontiformes; Rivulidae
Gene: aoc1
Product: amine oxidase copper containing 1
Exons: 5
Coding region: 72-2300 (742 amino acids)
Biological process (GO): response to antibiotic; amine metabolic process
Cellular component (GO): plasma membrane
Molecular function (GO): primary methylamine oxidase activity; quinone binding; copper ion binding
Source: RefSeq, a predicted model, not a curated record